AAUUUUUAUCUGUAUAAGUGCGGUCACGCUGUUCAUAAGGUUUGUUGCGUCUAGCGCUUGUUUUUAAUUAAAAUUAUAAUUAGUUAAAUGGCGGACGAUUUACAAAACUACAAAUUGCAGUUGCAACAGGUUGAAGCAGCUCUUCAAACUGACCCAGAAAAUGACGAACUUUUAAAACUCAGAAGUGAUCUUGGCGAAGUCAUUACUCUUACUCGCGAUCUAAUACAAACUCAACUAGAAGAACAACAUAAAUCCUCAUAUGUGGAGCCGUCUUCAAGUAAAACAGCGUCCUCUAAUUAUUUCGACGAAAUUGAAGCUGCACUUUUAGAAGCAGAAAAAUUAGUCUCAGCUGCUAAGAUUUGGAAGAUUGGGGACAAGUGUCAAGCUAAAUGGAAAGAAGAUCGUCAGUACUACGACGCAACUAUUGAAGAUAUAUCAAGCAAAGGCGAAGUCAAUGUAAUAUUUGAUGCCUAUCAAAAUAGAUCUACGACAAAUGUGAACGAGCUGCGAGAACGCACUACUCGCAACGAAGUUUUUCCUUCCAACAAGCGUCAUAGGCCCAAUCAAAAAGAAUACUUAAAAAAACGGAAGCAAAAAAAACAACAGCGAUUCAAGGACUUGGAAGAGGAACGUGAAUCCGACAAAAAUAAAUGGCUAAACUUCACCACUAAAAAUCAAAAAAAAAACGGUAUAAAGGCAAAAAGUAUAUUCGCCUCUCCAGAUAACGUAAGCGGCAGAGUAGGAGUCGGUACGUGUGGGACUGCAGGAAAAGGAAUGACUGAUUUUACUGUGGGCGAAAAAUAUAGAAAGGGUCUUUAAUUUCGGUUAAAAUAAAAUGUAAAAAACACUUAGAUAUUUAUAUUUGUUGUUGUUAUAGAAACAAAAAAGUAGGAAACGCUAAAGUCGAGUGCAUCAACUAUCAGAUACCCGUUACUCAUCUAACCAACUUCAAAAUAAACUUGCAUGCAGUUCCACAAUUGAGCACAAGCGCCCAAUCAUCACGAAGUCGACUGCGACGUCGGCUGAGCAACCAGCGACGCCGGCAUAGCAGCCAGAGCUGAGCGCAACGGCGGCAAAGCAGACUCGCUCUCAG
Molecule: messenger RNA, 1093 nt
Organism: Drosophila suzukii
Lineage: Eukaryota; Metazoa; Arthropoda; Insecta; Diptera; Drosophilidae
Gene: Spf30
Product: Splicing factor 30
Biological process (GO): mRNA processing; regulation of alternative mRNA splicing, via spliceosome
Cellular component (GO): cytoplasm; precatalytic spliceosome; nucleus
Molecular function (GO): RNA binding
Source: RefSeq, a predicted model, not a curated record